This is a messenger RNA of Anarrhichthys ocellatus (wolf-eel), 3909 nucleotides long. RefSeq names its product disintegrin and metalloproteinase domain-containing protein 8-like. The record is from RefSeq and is a predicted model, not a curated record. Lineage: Eukaryota; Metazoa; Chordata; Actinopteri; Perciformes; Anarhichadidae. The transcript has 23 exons. Gene Ontology annotation, molecular function: metalloendopeptidase activity; cell adhesion molecule binding. Gene Ontology annotation, biological process: regulation of cell-cell adhesion; proteolysis; positive regulation of cellular extravasation. Bases 19 to 2544 code for a protein of 841 amino acids.
UCGGAAGAGCUCUUAUCGAUGAUUCACGGUGAGAUGAGCGGAGGUGACCGAGCAGAGCGCACCAUCGUGGGGGUGAACAUGGUCUCACUGUGGCUGAUGUGGGUUUGUGUCGUGCAGACUUCGGGGAUGUUGUCUCACGUGGAGAAGUACGAGGUGGUCACACCUCAGAGGCUUCAGGGGAGACCGAGGAGGAGCCUGCAGGACCACCAGCUUUAUCCUGAUGAGGUUCAGUACGAGUUGCUCAUUGAAGGGAGGAAACACACAAUUCACCUGGAGAAAAACAGGAAUCUCAUUGGGAGAGGCUUCACUGAAACACAUUAUUCAGAAGAUGGAAAACGGGUGAGGACGUCUCCAAACGAGGAGCACUGCUACUAUCACGGCCACCUUGAAGGCACGGAGGACUCUUCAGUCAGCGUUGGGAUUUGUUCAGGCAUUAGUGGCUUCGUGAGAUCCCGGCAGCAGGUUUACUUGAUCGAGCCUCUGGGACAGACUGAUGACGGUGACCAUGCAGUUUACAGACAGGAGAACCUGAAGAUCAGAGACAGGCCCGGCUGUGGCUCCUCCCCCAACGCCACCACGCCGUACGACCAGGACCAGGACCAGGGCCCCCGGGUCGCUGGCAUCUUCAGGUCCAGAUCGUGGAAAACUAAACCCAUCGCAGGUCCACAGAAGUUUGUGGAGCUGUUUGUGGUCGUGGACAAUAUUGAGUAUCAGAUGUAUGGAAGCCAGACUAGAUCCCGUGUUCUCGGAGCUAUAAAUCACGUUGACAAGCUGUAUCGACCUCUGAACAUCCGCGUCAUGCUGGUGGGCUUGGAGAUUUGGACGCAGAGAGACUACAUUGACGUAGACAUUAAUUCGGAGACCACCCUGGACAAUUUCCUCCUGUGGCGACAGGCCGAUCUGCUGCAGAGGGAGAACCACGACAAUGCCCAGUUUGUGACUGGCAAAGAUUUUGACGGCGAUACAGUCGGACUGGCGAAUAAGUUCGCCAUGUGCACUGGAAACUCAGGUGGAGUCAAUCAGGAUCAUCAUGACAACCCAAUAGGCCUCGCCUCCACCAUCGCUCAUGAGAUGGGACAUAACUUCGGCUUGUCCCAUGACGCUGCAGGUUGUCUGUGCGGUCCAUCUUACAGCAGUGGGAACUGUGUGAUGGCAGAGAAGCUCAGGACAGGAAAUCAAGCGUUCCCGGGGUUCUUCAGCAGCUGCAGCGUGGAGCAGCUCGCUGAGUUCAUGGAGCGAGCUCAGCCCAGCUGCUUGUUCAAACCCAGCUCCAGUCGGAGCAUCGCCGCGGGCCCGAGCUGCGGCAACGCCCUGCUGGACCCUGGAGAGGAGUGUGACUGCGGCACUGUGGAGGAAUGCAAGAACCCGUGUUGUGACGCCUCAACAUGUCGCCUGACUGAAGGAUCCCAGUGUGCUCAUGGACAAUGCUGUGACAACUGCCAGUUCAAACAGGCUGGAAGUGUGUGCAGAGAGUCAGCCGGGGACUGCGACCUGUCUGAGUACUGCACCGGAGCGUCGGAGGAGUGUCCCGAAGACGGCUUUGAGAUGAACGGCAAACCCUGCUACGACCAGGCCCAGGGCUACUGCUACAACGGACAAUGCCCCACACAUGAGCAGCACUGCUGGAGGCUGUUUGGACCAGGGGCCAAAGUGGGAUCAAACGUGUGUUUCAACCUGAACAGGCGGGGCGAAGAAGGCGCUAACUGUGGGAGGAACAAAUUGGGCUACAUCCCCUGCGCUGCACCGAAUCUUAAGUGUGGAUCUAUGUUUUGUGGAGGAGGGGGCGAGUCCAUCACAGGUAAAAGGGCAGCGUACACCGUGUACAGCAUCGAAUGUAAACUGGCUGUGGACGACGAUAAGACCAGAAACAUGGACAUGGUGCCCAACGGAACCAGAUGUGGACCCAACAAGGUUUGCCUCGGCAGCAGAUGUGUGGAUCUGUCUGUUUACGGGAAAAAGGGCGAUUGUGAAAAGAAAUGCAACAACAAUGGGGUGUGUAAUCACAAGAAAGAGUGCCACUGUCAUCCUGGCUGGGCUCCACCGUACUGUGAGAUCCAGUAUGCAGAUUUACCUCAAGAUCAGAGUGGUAUAAUAGCUGGAGUGUGUGCGGCCGUCUCCAUCCUCCUGCUGAUCGCUGCAGUGACUGCAGGACUGCUGUGCUGCAAGAAGGACAACAUGGACAACUACACCUCCAAAAGGAAAGUGCACUCGGCUCCAGACCGGCUGAACCCCAUGUUUCAGGAGCAAAGUGUGAAAGACAGACCUCAGAUCAGUCCGCCCACCUUCAUGGAGUCGACAGCAACACAAGCCUGCGCUCCUCCGAUCGUCACCGUGAGUCCCAGCAGAGCUGCUCCUCAGCCACCGAAGAAACUCUCCUCAGCGCCGCAAACUGAGCCGACAAAACCUGUACCUCCAUCUAAACCGUUACCUCCUCUGAGUAAAGCUCAGUGUAUUGCAGCCAAACCUCCUCCUCCUCCCAUCCCUCCGGUCAAACCCAGCCCUCCUCGGCUCCCAGCGAAGCCACGAUUUCACAGACCCACGUGAACGUCUCACUGAAAGAAUCGUGUUUCACAUCCAGCGUGUGGUUACACAUUUAGAAAGAGAGCGAUCAAAGAGUCUGGAGAAGUUGACUCUUUGUCUUAAAGAUGGCUGACUGAGAAUGUCUCCGAUGACAAACAGCUUCACAGCAGCUGUGGGAAAAACACUUUUGAAGUUGUCUCAUGACAGCGUGAGCAGAGUGGUGCUCACAUGAAAAUAGUACUUUUUAAAUGUUUAUUUAAUGUCUGUGCAAGGGACCGUAUGAAAAUGAUUAGUGUGUGAAGGGUUGUGUGUUAUUCUAAGAAGCAUUUUCUAAUCUGAGAAAACAGAGAGGCUGGAACGUCUGGGAUGUCAUGAUCAUUAAUGUGACGUUUGGUUUGUAGCUCUGUUUUUGGUCUCCACCACCAAAUAUCUGGUUUUUUUUAGCUGCUACAUGCUCCGCUAUGCUCACCAGCUAGACUAACUAAGUCUGUCUGCUGUUUGCUGCUCAGCAGGUAGAGUACGGCAGCUUUUUAGAGCUUUUUCCUCUGAAAACGAGGCGAUGAGAGAAACAGAAUAAACUAUGAGCUGAAACUCACGAUAAAGCUCCGAAAAGAUCUCGGUUCAUCACGACCAGAGACACCUUUCACGUAGUCAUUUCAUACAUUGAUAAUAUACAAAUAUUGAUUAAAGCUAGGGCCGGGUAUCGCUACUACGAGACAACCCAGUACCAAGUAGUAUCAACAUUUCUCAAAUCAAACGAUACCUGUAAUCCAUUAUUGCUAGCAGCGCAAACGAUUGCAACAGUGCUGACGAAGCAGGAACCCUUUUUCUCCAAUAUAAUAGUUAAAUAAAGCUGAGCAGAGCCUCAGUUGUCCUCCACACACACUAUUCGUUUCCAUACAGUCCCUAAGCUGUGUCCAAAGCCAGUCUGUGCCUACAAGGUUCAUUUUGUACCGCUUUUUUUGCACUGUACUUGAAAACCUACGAAUGGUACUCACAGUAUUCAGAUUACUACUAGUAAUAGUUUACUGUGGUUCAGCUUCUGGUCUCGAGGGGAGGUGUGUGACGGAGCCUCGAGGAACAAGUAGUUGUUGUUGUUGUUUUACUGCACUUUUAUGUUUCUAAGGCAGCAGUCACUGGUUCAUAGCUUGGUGGUUAAACCAGCAGGAUAUCACCGAAUGGUCUGAAAACUUGAGUUUGGAGCGAUAAUAUUUUGUUAAUCCGUCGCGACUGAAUGAAUGUAAAAAGUAAAUGAAUUCCCACGAGAGGCCUCUGCAACAAAUAUAGUGCACUUCAUUACAAAAGUAUGUUGCAUUGGUAUCUGCUGUUUUUUCUUCAGAAAUGUAUUUAUGUGAAUUGCAAAAUCAUUAAAAGUUUCAUUUUUCUCAA